AUCAUGAUACAACUGUGACGCUUCCUCCCAUCAGCUGUUUUUGUUUUGCUGGCUGCAUAUUGGAAGUUAAUAACAUCAUCAUAACAGUGUGGACUGAAACCACUGGUUACGGAGGCGCUGUCGUGGAUCUUUUCUCCUGUUUAGGUUCGGGACAGUUCAAUUUGUGAUGUAUGUCAUCCGAGUCUGACCGGACAUUCCUGGAGAGUGUGAGCGUGGCGCUUGGAGCCGCGGAACAGAACAGGGGAAGCGGGUUCCGGUGGGGAUCGACCCGAGCCCAAGGCCCCCGACCUCAGGCAGCGAGAGGAAAGGGAUUUUGGACGGCCGGAUGGAGUCCCAAGACGGACCGGACGACUCCAGAAUGCAUCGAGGCUUCAUCUGUGCCUCGUUUAACCAGGAUACCACUUCCCUGUCAGUGGGCACUAAAACAGGCUACCGGCUUUUCUCAGUCACUGCUGUGGACAAACUGGACUGCAUCCAUGAGGGAGUUGAGUGUCCGGACGUGUAUAUAGUGGAACGUCUUUUCUCCAGCAGUCUGGUGGUGGUGGUCAGUCUGUCCAUGCCACAGCGAAUGAAUGUUUACCACUUCAAGAAGGGCACAGAGAUUUGUAACUACAGCUAUUCCAACAACAUCCUCUCCGUCAGGCUCAACAGACAGCGGCUGGUGGUGUGCUUGGAAGAAUCUAUCUACAUCCACAAUAUCAAAGACAUGAAACUUCUCAAGACCCUGCUCAACACACCCACUAACCCCUCAGGUCUCUGCACUCUCUCUGUCAACCACAGUAACUACCUAGCAUACCCUGGCAGCACCACCAUCGGAGAGAUCACAGUCUACGAUGCCAACAACCUGAGCACUGUGACGCUGAUCCAGGCCCAUGACAGUCCCCUGGCAGCUCUCACCUUCAGUGCCUCUGGCACCAAACUGGCCAGCGCUUCAGAGAAAGGCACUGUCAUCAGAGUUUUCAGCAUUCCCGAAGGACAGAAACUGUUUGAAUUUCGGCGAGGGAUGAAAAGAUAUGUUAGCAUUAGUUCACUGUCCUUCAGUGCAGAGGCUCAGUUCCUCUGUGCCUCCAGUAACACUGAGACAGUCCAUAUCUUUAAAUUGGAGCAGCACAGCCCCAGCCAAGAGGAGGAGUCUCCUACAUGGUCAGCGUACGUGGGCAAAAUGUUCACAGCAGCCAGCACCUACUUGCCUGCCCAGGUGUCCGACAUGAUGCAUCAGGACAGAGCCUUUGCCACUGUGCGACUCAACAUGUUCGGUCUAAAGAACAUCUGCGCCCUGGCCAUAAUUCAAAAGCUCCCUCGCCUGCUGGUGGCAUCCUCAGAUGGGUAUCUUUACAUCUACAAUGUGGACCCACAGGAUGGAGGCGAGUGUGUCCUUGUCCAAAAGCACAAGCUGUUUGACUCCAGUGAGGAGCAGAUGGAACAGAAGAAAGAGGAGAAGCCUGAAGAUGUCCCUCCCCAACCAGCCAGCCAAUCAUACGCUGCUACUGUGGCUCUACCUUCAGCCCUGCCCUCCUCCAACACUCUCAUGGGUUACUCUGAGGACGGUGGAGCUCAGAAGGGUGAGGUCAUCCCCGAGCAUGAAUUUGCUGAGGGUCCUGUCUGUCUGGAUGACGAGAACGAGUUUCCUCCAGUCGGCAACCAGAGUAAUUGACCAGACCCCCUCCCAAGAAAAUCUUCCCUUCCUUGUCCAACAAUCAGACUUGUUUGUUUUGAACAAGGAGGAUGGACAAAAAUAUUCCUGACAUGUUGAAACAGCGUGACACACCCAUCCUUGCACAUGUAUCCCUGCUGGCCUAGGGUCACAUUUUGCCAGAAAGUUACUUAGUGUUUCUGUAUUCUGCAUCCCUCUCAUUUUUUAUGAGGAAAAACAAUUUAAAAAAAACACAAAAAAGAGUGAAAUGUCCAUUCAAUACAUUCAGAGCAUCUCGGCUUGGAUUUGACAGACUGUAGCCUAGUCUGAAGAGUCCCACUGUUAACUCCCAUGUAAUGCCAUAAAACCAUUUUAACCCUGUUUUAAAUAAUGAUGACAGCACAAUGACAUUAUUAUUGCCCAGUGUUAUUGUGGAAACAACCAGAUGAGCAUGUGUUUGGAGGCUGGAUAUACCAAGGGACAAAGAGACAAGAGUAACCAGAGGCCAGAUUCACAAAAAUGCUCUUCAGCCACCUCAGAGGUCAUUUUAGAAGUUUCUUCUUACACCUAUGUGCAGGCAAACAACAGUUGUUUUAAUUAUUAAGUAUAUGUCUUGCUUUCUGUCACUUACAAAUCUUAGGAACUGGAGUCAGAAAUGUCUGAAGAGCUACCAUGAGACAUUUUUGUCAGUCAGGCCUCAGGACUUGGAGAGCUUAUCAAUGGACGUGUCAUACUUCGGGAGAGGAGCAGUGGUUCUCUCAAAAAGGAAAAGAUGUUGUAAGCGUGACACACUAUUUAAAUCAUGAUGCAUUCAGUAAGUAUUAUAUGACUUGCAGAUGCAGCUGUGAUACUAAAUAUGGUAGUGACAGAGGAGACUAAAAGCAGAGUCACAAAAUGUAAUCUGAUAAAACGUCUGGAACACUUGGCUCUGUGGGAGGAGAACAAUGUGAACCGAGUGAUGACGAGCUGUAUGUGACAAAGUUACAGGUCCUUGAAUUUCAGUGAUAUCCUGAAGACCUUUUUAUUUUCAACAUGAUGCUGAAUAUGUUAACAUGUAAGUCAUUUUUACCUUGAUGUAUUAAAUAUUAUUUUGCAAAAUGUUACACAUCAACGCAUAGACUUUCCAUGCGUAAAUAUAUAGUGAGAAUUUUUACUGUGUCUAUAAUGUGUAUAUACAACAUUUAUAUAUAGCACUGUUGUAAUAAGUAACAUGGUAAUACCAUUGAAUUGCCAAAAGGUGGCGCUAUUAGGACACCCAUGUGCUGCAUUGAGCUGUUCAGUACUGGACGUUUACAACAGAGACUCAUUAAAGCUGACAA
Messenger RNA from Monopterus albus (swamp eel), 2952 nucleotides. RefSeq names its product WD repeat domain, phosphoinositide interacting 1 (gene wipi1). Lineage: Eukaryota; Metazoa; Chordata; Actinopteri; Synbranchiformes; Synbranchidae. Gene Ontology annotation, molecular function: protein binding. The transcript has 12 exons. The record is from RefSeq and is a predicted model, not a curated record. The coding region runs from base 326 to 1654 and encodes 442 amino acids.